GAAGUUAGGAGGUAGGGAAAUCUCACGAAGUAGACAUCAGUCCAACGAAUUCUUCACUAACACGUGACGCUGCCAGGUCCCAAAUUAAAAUAAUAAUCGAUAUAUUAUCCAUAGCACUGGAUAACAUGUACUGUCCCAGAGAACCCAGAACCGAUAAGCGUCUUUCACCAUACACCACGCAUGCGCAGUACGAAUCUUCUCACGCCUUAAUAAAUAGCAGUUGAAAGCCCCAUUUGUCUGCUCAGGCUGUCCUACUCACUGCCUGGCCGUAUUGGUGACAUUCUUUACUAACUAAAAGAGAACUGGUAUGGACUUAACACAAGCCAAGAACGUUUCCUUAGCUGUCGAGUACAAUGUAGUCUUUGUUUUCCUUGAAAAACUAUGUGACUGGUCAUUAUCAGGCGCGCUGUAAAAAGCCCUGGACUCCAAGGAAGAGGCGGAGCCAGCGGUGGAUACAGUAGGAAGCGGCGCAGACUCGACAUGGCGGAGGCAGAGAUUGUGGAAGGCUGCCGACUUCCUGUUCUCCGGAAGAACCAAGAAAACGAAGUGGAGUGGCCAUUGGCAGAAAUCCUGAGCGUCAAAGACCUGUCUGCAAAGAAACUGUUCUAUGUUCAUUAUAUAGACUUCAAUAAACGACUGGAUGAGUGGGUCACCUAUGACCGCUUAGACUUGAAGAAGAUUCAAUUUCCAAAGAAAGAAGCCAAGACUCCAACAAAGAAUGGGCUAUCUGGAUCAAGACCCAGCUCACCAGAGAGGGAAGUGGACGGGUUCUCAACCACUGGAUGUAAGCAAGAAGUUCUCCAUCCGCUGACAGCAAGCAGAGAUCUUGAAACGAGGAAGAUUACAGAACUCAUUCUACCUCCAGCUGCAGCCCCUGCGGGAGGAGGAAAAUCUCUCCCUGUUCCACAGAAGCGGAAAGUAGAAGUUGUAUCACCAGCAACACCAGUUCCACCAGCACCUGAAACCACACAAGCAUCUGUAUUCCCACAGAAUGGAGCAUCCCGCAGGCCAAGUGCCCCUGCUGUACCUGCAGGACGCAAGAGAAAAUCAAACUGCCUAAGUGCCGAUGAGGAUUCUCAAGACAGCUCUGAUGGAAUUCCUUCAGCACCUCGAAUGACUGGCAGCUUGGUGUCUGACAGGAGCCAUGAUGACAUAAUUACUCGCAUGAAGAACAUAGAAUGCAUUGAACUGGGCCGCCACCGGCUUAAGCCUUGGUACUUCUCACCCUAUCCACAAGAGUUGACUGUCUUACCAGUACUUUAUUUAUGUGAAUUCUGCCUCAAGUAUCUGAAGAGUCUUAAAUGUCUACAAAGACACCUGACUAAAUGUAAUUUGCGACAUCCCCCAGGAAAUGAAAUCUACAGAAAAGGAACCAUCUCAUUUUUUGAAAUAGAUGGACGCAAGAAUAAGAGCUACUCUCAGAAUCUUUGCCUUUUGGCAAAAUGCUUUUUGGACCACAAGACUUUAUACUAUGACACGGAUCCUUUCCUUUUUUACAUUAUGACCGAGUAUGACUCUAAAGGCUUUCACAUUGUUGGCUACUUUUCAAAGGAGAAGGAGUCAACAGAGGAUUAUAAUGUGGCAUGUAUCCUGACACUACCACCUUAUCAAAGGAGAGGAUAUGGAAAACUUCUUAUUGAGUUCAGUUAUGAAUUGUCUAAAGUGGAGGGAAAGACUGGUACUCCUGAAAAGCCGCUUUCUGAUUUGGGUCUCCUCUCCUACCGCAGUUAUUGGUCUCAGACAAUUUUAGAAAUUCUAAUGGACCUGAAGACUGAAACUGGGGAGAGGCCGCAGAUAACCAUUAAUGAAAUCAGUGAGAUCACCAGUAUUAAAAAGGAAGAUGUCAUCUCUACAUUGCAGUAUCUGAACCUCAUAAAUUACUACAAGGGACAGUAUAUCCUGACACUAUCAGAAGACAUUGUUGAAGGUCAUGAAAGAGCCAUGCUGAAAAGAAUUUUGAGGAUAGAUUCAAAAUGUCUACACUUCACCCCAAAGGACUGGAGCAAAAGAGGGAAGUGGUAGACAAAAGUCAACGUAUCAGCUAAUCUAUCAUAUAAAACUGUGCUGCUCUCAGACCCUUGGAACAAGUGAACUCUAAUGACUACUUCAUUUAUGAAUGUCCUACAGCGCAAUGUUCAAUUAUGUCUCUGUUUCUGAAAAAUGAACAAAUUUGUAUUUCCUGGAA
This is a messenger RNA of Bufo gargarizans (Asiatic toad), 2185 nucleotides long. It is a transcript of the gene KAT5, whose product is annotated as lysine acetyltransferase 5. The transcript is spliced from 15 exons. Bases 481 to 2022 code for a protein of 513 amino acids. NCBI's taxonomy places the organism in Eukaryota, Metazoa, Chordata, Amphibia, Anura, Bufonidae. Gene Ontology annotation, molecular function: histone acetyltransferase activity. The record is from RefSeq and is a predicted model, not a curated record. Gene Ontology annotation, biological process: regulation of DNA-templated transcription.